Molecule: messenger RNA, 3237 nt
Organism: Psammomys obesus (fat sand rat)
Lineage: Eukaryota; Metazoa; Chordata; Mammalia; Rodentia; Muridae
Gene: Hspa12b
Product: heat shock protein family A (Hsp70) member 12B
Exons: 13
Coding region: 89-2143 (684 amino acids)
Source: RefSeq, a predicted model, not a curated record
GCGGGCUCUGCCUCCGGCUCUGAGUGAGCACCCAGGCGGCCAGAUCCGGAGAAGCUGUCUGCAGGGCGGAGCUACAGAGACGGCGAGGAUGCUGACUGUCCCGGAGAUGGGCCUGCAAGGGCUGUAUAUCAGCUCUAGCCCAGAGAGAUCCCCAGUGCCCAGCCCACCCGGCUCCCCAAGGACACAGGAAAGCUGCGGCAUCGCCCCCCUCACACCCUCACAGUCUCCAAAGCCAGAGGCCCGAGUUCCACAGCAGGCUUCCUUCUCUGUGGUUGUAGCCAUCGACUUUGGGACCACGUCCAGUGGCUAUGCCUUCAGCUUUGCUAGUGACCCUGAGGCCAUCCACAUGAUGAGGAGGUGGGAGGGAGGAGACCCAGGCGUGGCCCACCAGAAGACCCCCACUUGCCUGCUGCUGACCCCAGAGGGCAUCUUUCACAGUUUCGGCUACACUGCACGUGACUACUACCACGACCUAGACCCUGAGGAGGCUCGGGACUGGCUCUACUUUGAGAAGUUCAAGAUGAAGAUCCACAGUGCCACUGAUCUUACCUUGAAGACCCAGCUGGAGGCGGUAAAUGGCAAGAAGAUGCUGGCUCUGGAGGUGUUUGCCCAUGCCCUCCGCUUCUUCAAGGAGCACGCCCUUCAGGAGCUGAGAGAACAGAGCCAGUGUAUGCUUGAGAACACCGUGCGCUGGGUGCUGACAGUGCCUGCCAUCUGGAAACAGCCGGCUAAGCAGUUCAUGAGGGAGGCCGCCUACCUGGCUGGCCUAGUGUCUCGAGAGGAUGCAGAAAAACUACUCAUUGCCCUGGAGCCCGAGGCUGCCUCUGUCUACUGUAGAAAACUUCGCCUGCACCAGCUCAUGGACCUGAGUAGCCGGACUGCAGGUGGUGGGCGCCUGGGUGAGCGCCGGUCCAUUGACUCCAGCUUUCGACAUGCCCGGGAGCAGCUGCGCAGGUCUCGCCACAGCCGAACGUUCCUGGUGGAGUCUGGCGUGGGGGAACUGUGGGCAGAGAUGCAAGAAGGAGACCGCUACAUGGUGGCAGACUGCGGGGGUGGCACUGUGGACCUGACCGUGCACCAGCUGGAGCAGCCUCAUGGCACCCUAAAGGAGCUCUACAAGGCUUCUGGCGGCCCUUACGGUGCGGUAGGGGUGGACUUGGCCUUUGAGCAGCUGCUCUGCCGAAUAUUCGGGGAGGACUUCAUCGCCAAAUUCAAAAGGCAGCGGCCGGCAGCUUGGGUGGAUCUGACCAUUGCCUUCGAGGCCCGCAAACGCACAGCAGCCCCGCACCGUGCCGGGGCGCUCAACAUCUCGCUUCCCUUCUCUUUCAUUGACUUCUACCGCAAACAGCGAGGCCACAGUGUGGAGACAGCCCUGCGCAGGAGCAGCGUGAACUUUGUGAAGUGGUCCUCCCAGGGGAUGCUCCGGAUGUCCUGUGAAGCUAUGAAUGAGCUGUUUCAGCCCACGGUCAGCGGGAUCAUCCAACACAUAGAGAUGCUGCUCGCCAAGCCUGAGGUGCAGGGUGUGAAGUUGCUCUUCCUGGUGGGAGGCUUUGCGGAGUCCGCGGUGCUGCAGCACGCGGUGCAGGCAGCGCUGGGCUCCCGGGGCCUGCGCGUCGUGGUCCCUCACGACGUGGGCCUCACCAUCCUCAAAGGAGCAGUGCUCUUUGGCCAGGCACCGGGCGUGGUGCGGGUGCGCCGCUCCCCUCUCACGUACGGCGUGGGCGUGCUCAACCGUUUUGUGCCCGGCCACCACCCUCCGGAGAAAUUGCUGGUUCGCGAUGGGCGCCGCUGGUGCACAGAUGUCUUUGAGCGCUUCGUAGCCGCAGAGCAGUCGGUGGCCCUGGGAGAGGAGGUGCGGCGCAGCUACUGCCCUGCCCGGCCCGGCCAGCGGCGUGUGCUCAUCAAUCUGUACUGCUGCGCUGCCGAGGACGCGCGCUUCAUCACUGACCCCGGUGUUCGCAAGUGUGGGGCCCUCAGCCUGGAGCUCGAGCCUGAAGGCUGCGCGGAAAACGCAGGCACGUCCCCCAGCCGCCGCGAGAUCCGUGCUGCCAUGCAGUUCGGAGAUACCGAGAUCAAGGUCACUGCUGUGGAUGUCAGCACCAAUCGCUCUGUGCGGGCAGCCAUCGACUUUCUUUCCAACUGAGGACGCACCUCUCGGCGGGGACGCAGAACAUGCUCGUUUUCACAGCAGAGCCCCUUUCUCCCUACCCUGAGGGAAAUGUGGCGAGGACGCAUGGAGACUCGCUUUGGGGUUGUGCCUUGGUCUGCUGAGCGGAACACUGAAAGGUUCCCUUACCCCAAGAGGCGAGGUGCUAUAAGAAGUUUGCUAAGUGAGCCUGGCUUGUGUGUGACCGUGAAGAUAGACUGCAACAGAGGACUAAACACUGGCCUGAACUUCAGCAUUGAGGGGAAGGGUCAGCAGAGCUGCGGAGCCGCGGGAGGUGCAGAACCUGGGCCUGAAUGUUUAAGUUCAUGAACUGCUGAGCUCAAGCCACAGCAAGUCAGAGAUCAAUCUCAUGCAGGGUUGGGGUUUGAGCCCAUGCUAGAGAGACAGAUGUGAUAGAGCCUUCCUAGAUGUGUGACUGUUAAUGGCAGAGCAGCGGCUGACAGGUGAGGAGGGUACAUUGUCACAGAAGGCAAUUUGGAGGAGAGGUAGACAAAAGACCCACAGGAAGGCUAUAAAUGGCAUUUGCCCCCAACCCAGCCACAGGACAGAGUUCACUGAAGUGAAGGGUAGGGGUGUCACAGCUCUGCCACAUAUCAGUAUAGUAUACCAUUAGGAAAUCUGAUAAACCAUGGGCCUCAGUUUCUCCUAGUGUGAAGCAGUCAAGGCACUUCCCACCAACCAUGGCACAGGACAGCUUUCCCUGAGAACUUCCUAAGGUGAAAAUAAAGCAUGUGAGGUGAAGAAUAGAACAGCCAGAGCGGGGACCCCGGAAGUGGGAACAGUAUAUGAGGCACAAGUACUAGAGAGAAGGGAAGCAGUUUUCAGCCGCACAGAUGAAAGGGACUUGGAGCCCCUGAAGAGUGCUCAAUGUCCUAGGCACCUCCCACAGUCCCCAGCAGUCCCAGGCCUAAAAGGCAUCCGUGCCCUUAGGGCGCGGGUGCUGCAGCACCACGCAGUUCCCCUUCCUCCCGAUUGAGUUGGCCCAUCUACGAAGGAUAAGGUGGUCCACCAAACCCAGAGAACACAAAGCCCCCACUGACCUCUGAUUAUCUACUGGAAUUUUUAUUUAU